Molecule: messenger RNA, 766 nt
Organism: Pyrus x bretschneideri (Chinese white pear)
Lineage: Eukaryota; Viridiplantae; Streptophyta; Magnoliopsida; Rosales; Rosaceae
Product: dirigent protein 19
Exons: 1
Coding region: 141-692 (183 amino acids)
Source: RefSeq, a predicted model, not a curated record
CGUGGAUCAGACGGCAGAUAUUGAGGCAAAAAUCAACUACCAAAUGCGACUUUAAGCUCUCACAUUGUAUAAGACUCCACACUAGAACUAGUCUUUCAUGUAAAUUCAGUGUUCUUCAAGUUUUUCAUGCUAAAACUGUCAUGGCUCAUGCUCUGCGAUUCGAUACAGUUCUUCCGGUUCUGCUUUGCACCCUCCUCCUAACCAAAGCCGCCUCUACCUCUCAUCACCACCAUCUUAAGUCCCUCCACUUCUCACUCUAUCAACACGAAACCAUAAACAAAACCGGAUAUAUUGUAGUGAAUGGGGUGGCUGGAACAGGCAUCGGUCAAACCACUACGCCCUUUGGCACCGUGUUUGUUUUCCAGGAUCCGAUGACUCUCACAGCCAACCGAUCUUCAAAAGCAGUUGGGAUAGCUCAAGGAACUUCAGUCACAUCCAGCUUGGAUGGGCUUCAGAGCAUUUCGGUAGCCAAGAUCACUUUGCGCUUGAAGAACCACUCUGGUUCAGUUUCCAUAGUCGGAGGCACACAUAACGUGAAGCCCGCCAAUCAUCCUGUUGUGGGGGGCACGGGCGAUUUCCUGUUUGUUCAAGGCUACGUGACAUCGUCCCCUGUUGAUCUCAAGGGCCUAACUGUUGUCUACAAGAUUGCAUUUCACCUUUACUGGCCUCCAUAUGCAACUCAAGCUUCUUAGUAAUUUCAUUUUGCAUAUGUAAGAAAAUAAAUGUGAUUUCCCGAAACAUAAAUCAAAAUUUCAAUCCUCUGUAA